This is a messenger RNA of Phalaenopsis equestris, 2200 nucleotides long. RefSeq names its product hydroxyproline O-arabinosyltransferase 3-like. The coding region runs from base 738 to 1763 and encodes 341 amino acids. The record is from RefSeq and is a predicted model, not a curated record. The transcript has 7 exons. Gene Ontology annotation, molecular function: glycosyltransferase activity. Lineage: Eukaryota; Viridiplantae; Streptophyta; Magnoliopsida; Asparagales; Orchidaceae.
GUUUCCUGUCCACUACCUCUCGCCAGAUCGCUGUUUUCUCCGUGUUACGGUCGCAAUAAUGAUUCAGCUAAUUACAAGUUAUGAUAAGUUGCAUUGUCCACUUGGGCAGAGACCGCUAAAAAUACCAUUUUUAGUCGUCAAAAUCCUCCCUGCGUGUCCAAUAAAAUACGAUUAGCAGCACAAAUAUUCGCAAAGUCCACGACGGAGAUUUUGUUUUCUUCUCACCUCUCUCUCUCUCUCUCUUCCCUGUGAUCAACGGGUGCGCUCUCCGAUCAAGUCAAGCAAAGCCGGCCGUGAAAGCUCAAGCCUGUCUCGCUCCUUUCCGUUUUUCUCCGAUACCAUUCCGGUGGUAUCUUUCUCCAGGUUUUGAAUCUAUCACUAUCUACCUCAGAAAGACGUAAAGAUUGAAGCUUUUAGUAUCUAAGCGCAUUUUUCCAACUUUUACGACUAUUUCCUCUGCUUUUCUUUUGUUGCCCAUCUUGAUUUAGCUUUCAUAAACAUUGUUUUUCUAACCCUGGAUCCUCCAUUUUCAAAAAGAUUUGAUUUUGAUCGGCUUCUCUUCGCAAAUUUACAUUGGUAUCAUUACUUCAAUAAAUUCUUCUUAAACAUGAUUUCUGAAAUCGAUUUAAAAGUCGCGCCUUUCAGCAUUAUCAAUGCUAUUGUGAAGCGAGCGGCUAGGGCGUAGGAGCUUUGAGAAGAUUUUGAUUUCAAGCCUUGGAAAGACUUGUAAACUGAGGAUGGGGAAGGCGUCACCUUUUCUCCUCCUUCUCGUGGGAUUAGGGUUCUUCAUCGCCUCCUACAAUCUCUUCACAACAGCAAUGCAGAACCAGGGAAGGGUUUCUACAGAUCAAUUGAUAGGUCGCUCAGCUCUUUCGCUUCCAACCGAUCCUCUGGUGGCGAUGCCCAAUGAGUUAAAGAAGGCGAGGGGGUCGAAGAGGCCAUUUCAUGUCGCUCUCACUGCGACUGAUGCGCCUUACAGUAAGUGGCAGUGCAGGAUAAUGUACUACUGGUUCAUGAAGGUGAAGGAUAUUGAGGGUUCAGAGAUGGGUGGUUUCACAAGAGUUUUGCAUUCAGGGAAACCAGAUAAUUUGAUGGAGGAGAUCCCUACUUUUGUUGUGGAUCCUCUUCCAGCUGGUAUGGAUAGGGGUUAUGUUGUAUUGAAUCGGCCUUGGGCAUUUGUGCAAUGGCUGCAAAAGGCAAAGAUUGAAGAAGAUUACAUACUAAUGGCAGAACCAGACCACAUAUUUGUGAAGCCCUUACCGAAUUUGUCUCGUGGAGAUUACCCGGCAGCAUUCCCAUUCUUCUAUAUUAAGCCAUCUGAAAAUGAGAAAAUACUAAGGAAGUUCUAUCCUGAAGACAAAGGUCCUGUGACAAAUAUUGAUCCCAUUGGCAAUUCUCCAGUUAUUAUAAAGAAGUCUCUGCUAGAAAAAAUUGCUCCUACUUGGAUGAAUGUCUCCCUUAAAAUGAAGGAGGAUCCUGAGGCAGAUAAAGUUUUCGGAUGGGUUCUUGAAAUGUAUGCUUAUGCUGUUGCCAGUGCAUUGCAUGGAGUUCAACAUAUUCUACAUAAGAAUUUUAUGAUUCAGGGUGAGCUGACUUAUGGAAAGAUUGGGGAAUGGCGGUUUGACAAAAGAUCGCACAUUCGAGGUCCUCCGCCGAGGAACCUUUCGUUGCCCCCAUCUGGAGUUCCUGAAAGUGUGGUCAGGCUGGUGAAAAUGGUGAACGAAGCUACUGCAAAUAUUCCUGGUUGGGAGCAAGGAAAAUAGAGUCAGAAAGCGAAUUAACAAUUUCUAAUUUGCAGAAAGCCUCUGAUUUGUGCUGGAACAGUAAUUUAGUUUUUAUUUAGUAGUGAAAUUUCAUUUAAAUGUUAAGUUCGGGGCAGCUUUGGCUUAUCUGGAAACGCAGACCGCGGGGCUUGAUCCGCAUCCCGCAUUUAGUGUAAAAAGUCGACUGUGUUUUUGGAUAAGCUGCUCAAACGUAAUUUUCAAACGGUAAGGCGGUGUUUUUAAAAUGCGGCCGUAGUGAUUAAACUGCCCCAAACUAAGCUUCAAUUGCUGUAAAGCAUAAAUAUAGUUGAGAAUAACGUUAUAACAAAGUUGGAGUUUGUUGAGAUGUAUAUUGGAAGUUAUAAAGAUGAGGGGGCCAUCGUGCAAAUGGUUUUCAUCUAUAUGGAAUACUGAGGUCAUUUUUGUAAUUUUUGAAC